AUGUGGUCCUUUGUGAAAAAAAUUUGUUAUUCCUCAACCAGUGAGCUCCUGAGCAGGAAGAACAAAUUCCCCACUUUUAUGCGAACUAUAUCUAGUGAUGAAUAUCAAGCCAGAGCUAUUGCAGAGCUGGUCAGUCAGUUUAAAUGGGAGUCAGUGGCCAUUGUGGGAAGUGAUGACGAGUAUGGGAAGACAUCUACAGCAGAAGCCAUUAUACUGUUCACACGUGAGAUCAAUGUUAAAAUCAUUUUGAAUGAAGUAAUGAAACAAAACCUUAGUAGAACAUGGAUCGCAAGUGACUCAUGGUCCACGUCCAUAGAGCUCUUUAGGCUAAAUGUUACUGGGGAUGUUUUUGGAUGCAUUUCUAAAAGGAGUGAGGUCUUAGGAUUUAAAGAAUAUGUCAUAAAUAAGACCACUGAGUAUAACACCACAUUAAAGACUUUUAAUGUCCCAUGUCCAGACCAGUGGUGCCUGGUACCUCACAUUGAUCACGAUACAUCGUACAACAUCUACUUAGCUGUACAAGUAAUAGCAGAAAGUUUGAGGCAGUUACUUAGGUGUGACAACCAACAGUGUGAGCGGACAACACCCUUUAAAGCUUCAGAGCUAUUCCAGGAAAUGAGAAAAGUUAACUUCACUGUAAAGAACACAAGUAUAUUCUUUGACAAAAAUGGAGACCCAAGUUUGGGGUAUGAUAUUUUGUACUGGAACAUUUCUGGUUCUCCAAAAAUUCAAACUGUCGGCGAGUACUGGCCUAAUGGACAUUUCAGCAUUUCAGACCAUCUUGUUAAACAAAAAAGCAAUGCGGAGGUGUCUGUGUGCAACUGCUCCAAAACAUGUGACCCUGGACAUGAGUUAGUGUCUGAAAGAACUUGCUGUAAACAUUGUAAUCCCGGAUUCUACUCUAUUGAAAAAGGAGAAAAGUGUGUCAAGUGUGGUGAAGACCAGUAUUCCUCUCCUCAAACAGACAAAUGUCUCAAUAAAACAGUGAAGUAUCUGUGCUGGACAGAUCCCUUCAGUGUCAUUCUGUCACUUCUGGAGAUUCUUGGCCUUGUUAUAACUGUCACUUUUGGUGUAUUAUUCUCUAUUCAUUUUAACACUCCUGUUGUUAAAUCCAUUGGUGGUUACUUGUGCGGUCUGGAGAUUUUGUCUUUACUGGUGUGUUUUAGCAUUGGCUUUACCUUCCCUGGAUUCCCAAAUCCUACAAAGUGUAUGUUGGGCCUUCCCAUAUUUGGUAUAGCCUUUUGUCUUUGUCUAUCUUGUAUACUGGCCAACUCACUUCAAAUAUUAGUGGGUUUCAACUUUAACCAAAGGGUGGCUUUUUGGCUGAAGAAACUAAACCAGCCACUGGCAGUGGUGAUUCUUGUCCCAGGAAUCCAGUUGAUCCUAGGUGUUGCCUGGAUGUACAUCAACCCCCCUAAACCGACUGUACACAAAUUUGAAUUAUAUAACAUCAAUGUCUGUGAAAUGAACUGUCUGUGUUUCUAUGUAGCCAUGUUUGGUUAUAAUGCUGUUGUUGGACUUGUCUCCUUCUUUUUUGCUCAAAAAGGAAGACAACUCCCAGAUCUGUAUAAAAAUGCAAGCUCAAUUGCCAUUAGUAUGUUGCUGUUCCUAAUUAUCUGGGCUCUUUUACUUCCAGUUUAUAUAAAUCUGGUUGGUAUUUACAAAAGUGUAAUUGAGGAAGCAGCUGCAGUCGUAUCCAGCUUUAGCAUCCUAUGUGCUCACUUAGCUCCUAAGUGUUACAUCAUAGUGUUCAAAAAAGAGCUCAAUAAUGUAAACGCCAUUUCAGAGUACAUUAGGAAGCAUUAUGAGCAGAAGGGCAUCCCUGUUGUGAGAUCCUAGUAGACAGCCUCUAAACACAAUGUAACUGAACCUGAGCAAUUGCAUUAGGAUUGUUGAGCUGGUCUACCAGAUGGAGACAGUACAUUGCAUUAAUUUCUUUACACUGUGUACAUACUGUCUCAUAUUAACAAUGACA
Messenger RNA from Boleophthalmus pectinirostris (great blue-spotted mudskipper), 1975 nucleotides. Its product is annotated as G-protein coupled receptor family C group 6 member A-like. Gene Ontology annotation, molecular function: G protein-coupled receptor activity. Bases 1 to 1839 code for a protein of 612 amino acids. Gene Ontology annotation, biological process: G protein-coupled receptor signaling pathway. NCBI's taxonomy places the organism in Eukaryota, Metazoa, Chordata, Actinopteri, Gobiiformes, Gobiidae. Gene Ontology annotation, cellular component: membrane. The record is from RefSeq and is a predicted model, not a curated record. The transcript is spliced from 6 exons.